Messenger RNA from Trichophyton verrucosum HKI 0517, 924 nucleotides. RefSeq lists its product as uncharacterized. The coding region runs from base 1 to 924 and encodes 307 amino acids. Gene Ontology annotation, molecular function: (S)-2-hydroxyglutarate dehydrogenase activity; (S)-2-hydroxy-acid oxidase activity. The record is from RefSeq and is a predicted model, not a curated record. The transcript has a single exon. NCBI's taxonomy places the organism in Eukaryota, Fungi, Ascomycota, Eurotiomycetes, Onygenales, Arthrodermataceae. Gene Ontology annotation, cellular component: mitochondrion.
AUGCUUUACGAACUUUGCGAGAAGCAAAACAUCCCGCACCGCAACACUAAGAAGUGGAUUGUUGCCCAGGACGAGGAACAAUGGAAAGAAUGUUUGAAAGUUUUCCUCCAUGCUAAGGAAAUAGGUGUACCAAUACGCUUUGUUUCCGCCGAAGAGGCAAAAAGGAGAGAGCCAGAUGUGCGAGCAGAGGCGGGGAUCCUAGAAAGUCCCACGACUGGGAUAGUGGACGCUCACUCCCUAAUGUCUUACCUACACGGCAACUAUGAGGAAAGAGGCGGAGACUGCGUGCUGUUGACGGAAGUUUAUAAAAUUGAGCCUCUAAAAAAUAGAGGUGGUUAUGAAGUUUUUACCCGGUCCGGAGAGAGAAAAGACGAAGAGUCAUCUUUUACAGCCGAAACACUAAUUAACUGUGCUGGUCACUUUGCGUGUGGAAUAAACAACAUGAUUUUACCACCAGAAAGACAUCGAACUCCUCACUUCGCUAAAGGGACAUAUUUCUCAUACGCAGCUUCAUCACCAAAGCCUUCAACCCUGCUAUACCCAGCGCCGAGACCCAGUUAUGGCGGAUUGGGCACACAUCUGACUCUCGACAUGGCCGGCCGAAUAAAAUUUGGCCCUGAUGUCGAAUGGGUAGACAGUCCAGAUGAUUUGAUCCCGAGCCCAAAACGUUUAACACAAGCUAUCAAGGAGAUCCAGGCAUACUUACCCAGCGUGAAUCCCGAUGCGAUUGGUCUUGAUUACUGCGGUAUUAGACCGAAGCUAAUCAGGGGAGGGUCCGUCUCCUCUGGGAAAGAUUUCCAAGACUUUGUGAUUCAGGAAGAAACAGGUUUCCCAGGCUUCAUAAACUUACUUGGGAUUGAGAGCCCCGGGUUGACUAGCUCUUUGGCUAUUGCAAAAAUGGUAGAGAAUCUUUUAUAUAGAUAG